This is a messenger RNA of Aureobasidium pullulans EXF-150, 2235 nucleotides long. RefSeq lists its product as uncharacterized. Lineage: Eukaryota; Fungi; Ascomycota; Dothideomycetes; Dothideales; Saccotheciaceae. The record is from RefSeq and is a predicted model, not a curated record. The transcript has 2 exons. The coding region runs from base 1 to 2235 and encodes 744 amino acids.
AUGUCAAAAGAAAGCAGCCAUCAGAGAUCUGGUGGACCUCCACCACUGCCUCCUCGGCAGGCGUCAGGUGCAAAUCAUCUGCUAUCAGAUGAUUUUGAAGAAGACGAUUUACCACCGCCUUCCUACGAGUCUGUCGCGUUUGAAUCAUACGGAGAUGGCUAUCCCUCUCUUGCUCAGAACGAUCCGCGAUCGAGGUCGACUCAGUCGUUGGUUCCCUCGCCGUCAGACGAACAAGGUGAUAGAAGGAAGCUGCUCUUGAUAUUCAUACAUGGAUUCAUGGGAAACGAAACCAGUUUUCAAAGCUUCCCUGCUCACGUACAUAGUCUUGUAGCUGCUUUGUUGUCAGAAACGCAUACUGUUCACACAAAGAUCUAUCCGAGGUACAGGUCAAAAAAGAAGAUCGACUUUGCACGAGACGACUUCAGCCGCUGGCUGAGACCGCAUGAAGGACCAACCACUGAUGUGAUCUUAUUGGGCCACAGUAUGGGUGGCUUGCUUUGCGCCGAGGUGGCAUUGAUACCAUCCCUCGCAGAUGGAUCUCUACGCCAUCGUCUUAUCGGCACCGUCAACUUCGACGUCCCUUUUCUGGGUAUGCAUCCAAGAGUGGUCAAGGUCGGUCUAGCCAGUGUUUUCAGCCCGGCCCCUGGAGCCUCCAAGUCGCCACAAAACGAUGAUCACACUCCUUCUGCUACCGAUUCCCAGAAUGGUGGAGGUUAUUUCGACGACAGACCCUCCCACAGCACUUCCACAUCAAGCCUAAAAGCAUCUUCCAGUCCGUUUUCUCCAUCUCAACUCGACCCCAACUACAAUCCAGCCUUUAAGAAUGAUGUGGUCCUUCCGGUCAGAAAAGGGUGGGAGGGAGCAUGGUACUUCAUUAACAAACACUCCAGCGACUUGCGGUCAGCCACUAAGCAAUUGGUCAAGUCACACCUUGAGUUUGGUGGUGCCAUGGCAGAUUAUAGCGGUCUCAAACUGCGCUAUACUCGUAUCAGAGGAUUGGAGGCACCAAGCACAUAUACCAGGAAAGCAGUUAUAGGAAGCUCAGUUGCUCCUCCUAGAGUACGCUUUGUCAACUACUACACUUCCAGUACUGGUAGGCCCAAGAAACCAAAGACACCGUCUUCGCCAGCAACCGUGGUUGGUACUCCUACUAUGACAACUGUAGCUGCUGUUGAGAGCCGCGAGCAGGUUGACGAAGAUGAAGAAAAGUACUCGGGAGAAUUUAGCCCAAGAAACGACGAGGUGUUAGAAACUGACGAUGACAUCAAAGAGUUUGAAGCUGCAGAACGAAAUGGAAUGGUAACAAUGGACCAUCUGGAUCCUGCUCCCAUGUCUGAUGCUGGCGGUGACACUUCUGAGGUCGAGUCUUGGGUUGAUGCUACAGAGAACAUGGAAAUUGCUCGUUCAAGUUCAAACACGACAACAGACCUGACAACGACCACUUCACCAAAACCCGAACAUGACUCAAUUCUCGACGAAGGUUUAACAAACAAGUCGCCCGACAUCCCUGCUUCAGGUAUCGAGUCCUUGCCGCCUGUCCCAGAUCCGCCAGCAAAGCCUGAAAAGCCGCCAUUCUUCUCAGACAAAGACGCCAGGAAGCUAGCGGAAAAGGAAUAUGAACGAGUCUUGAAGCUCUAUUUCAGAGCAGUAAAGGACCGUGAAAAGGCACUUCGCGAUCGUGAAAAGCUGGAAAAGAAGCGCGAACGACAAACAAUCAAGGAGGGAAAGAAGGCGGAGAAGCAAGUUCAGAAGAGUGAUAAGGGCAAGGAGAAGGAGCGCAAAAAGACCAUCGAGAGGAGAGAAACCGAUCAGGAGAGUACUCUUGCGGCCGAGCAGAGAGAUGCACAGAAAGAGUGGAAAGCGGCCCUGAAUCACUCCUGGAAUGACGACGACUCUACGAUUGAGCCACUCUCGAAACACAGCUCGUCGAUGCAGUCUAACGUACUGUCUACUCAAGCAUCCAGAUCUCCUUCAGGCGAAGAGCAGAAGCCCUUCAAGGACCGUACAUUCUGUACACUACCACCCAAAGACGGCUCCGGCAUAAGAGACCCGACCUGGGUUCGUGUUUUGAUGAAAGAUGUCGACUUGGUCGAGGCGCAUUGUGGUCUUUUCUUCCCUGACGAGAAAGACGACAGAUACGAGAAACUGAUCGGAGAUGUGGGAGAGAGGAUAUGUGAAUGGGUCGGCGAGGCGGAGAGCGAGAGAGUCGCAAGGGAGUUUGAAGCACAAAACUGA